Messenger RNA from Fraxinus pennsylvanica, 822 nucleotides. Lineage: Eukaryota; Viridiplantae; Streptophyta; Magnoliopsida; Lamiales; Oleaceae. The record is from the annotation of a GenBank genome assembly.
AUGGCCGGAAAAAUCUUGAUAAUAUUGGACUUUGAUCGGACGCUGAUCGAAGAUGAUAGCGAUAGAUGGGUCUUGACAAAUAUGGGUCUCACCAAUCCGUUCUAUCAGCUCCAAUCUACAUUACCCUGGAACUCUCUCAUGGAUCGUAUGCUGGAGGAGUUACAUUUACAAGGGAAAACAGUUAAUGAUAUUGCAGUGUGUUUGCAGCAGGUUCCGCUGCAUACACGGAUGAUUGAAGUAACUAAAACAGCUCAUGCUCUUGGAUGUGACCUGAAGGUGGUUAGUGACUCCAAUGCGUUUUAUAUCAGAACUAUUUUGGAACAUUAUGGAAUAUAUAAUUGUUUCUCGGAAAUCAUCACAAACCCAACUGUCGUAGACGAUAGGGGCAGGCUUAGGAUCUUUCCUUAUCAUGACAUGGCUUCUCCUCAUAGCUGCGAUCACUGCCCUCCUAACUUGUGCAAGGGGAGUGUGAUAGAGCAGAUCCAAUCCUCAAUUUCUGAAAGUCAAAGGAAAAGAUUAAUUUAUGUCGGAGAUGGGAGAAACGAUUUCUGCCCAACUCUGAAACUUGAAGCAGGAGAUUUUGUGAUGCCAAGAAUGAACUUCCCUCUGUUUGAUUGUAUUUUGAACAAUCCUACACUUGUCAAAGCAAAAGUUCAUAAAUGGAGCAAUUGGGAAGAACUCGCAACGAUCCUACACGAACUUAUCAAUAAUAUCUCCAAUGAAGAGGAAAUCAAAUGUCUUACAGGCUACCAGCUGAAUUCAUUAGAGUGUAAAGAGGCUCCAGAAUCCGCUAAUGAACCACUCAAUGUUGUCACUGAUUGA